CUUUCCGUAUUUGCGUGCCCGCCGUGCCUUGACACUCUUUCUGUGUGCUCUCCCCCCACUCAAGCUCGUUUAACUCCUCUUCACAAUGGCGUUUCCUUUCCCCUCGCAGCGUAUGUUCAACUUCUACGCUUCCGCCGGGCUCAUUCUGAUACUCGUCACCUCCCUAUUCUAUGCUGCUUCCCUCACCAAGCCCAUCCGGCGCAUCAGAAACCCUUCGGCGGCCUUUCCGAACGACCAACUGCCCCUGCCGCACAACUUUGGUGACAUCGUGUCCGAGCUUUACAAGCCGAUCAAGCUUCCCGUGACCGCCACGAGCUACAUGGAUCAACGGGGAAAGGAGUUCGGCAACGGUGGCCGGAACUACUGGAACACGUCUCUGGAACAUGCCAUCCUGAUUGUCGAUAUUGAUACGAGAAGCCCAGACAGACAGAAUGGGGUAUUCAACGGGGCCAGCAAGAUGGACUGGGAGAAGGUGCAACCGUCAGGCGCUGGGUUGCUGACUUUGGCUCACCUCAACCACUAUAUUUACUCGCAAAUUCACGGGUAUGACUACAAGUUCUUCCACGCGCGGGAAAUGAAAGGGCAUUGGCAUACCUGGAUCAAGCCGCAUGUCUUCCGGCAGAUGCUACAACAACAACAACAGCAACAACAACAAUACAAGUUCGUUGUCUUCCUCGACGCCGACGCCGUCAUCCAGCACUUGGAAGUGCCGCUCGAGUUCCUUCUCAACCGGUGGGAUAUCUCGCCCAACACGUCCAUUGCGAUGCCCAUCGAUACUCGGCAGCUCUCAGAUGAGAAGAACAACAUCAGCACUGACAGCAGAGGGAAGGUGGUGCUGAACAGUGGCGUCGUCGUGCUGCAGAACCUCCCUUACACGCAUGAUAUCCUGCAGGCCUGGACGGAAUGCACAAGCGAGAAGCGGUAUCCGGGAUGCGGGCAGUGGAAGGAACGCUGGAGCCACGAACAGCGCGCGUUUUCUGAGUAUAUCCGCUAUGACUUUAAUCCGCAUGGGAACAAUAUCGUCGAAAUCCCCUGCAAUGACGCGAACGGAUAUCCCGGACUGUUCGGCAAGGCGGGCAUCAUUGAUGACUGCCAGGGCGAGUUCGUGAGGCACUACACGCUUGAUAAGGAAAUGACCAAGACCAGCACAAGCGACACGUUGGUGCAGAGCAUCGGCGAGCUGGUUCAAAAGAACUUUGCGAUGCAUCGUGCUAGCUUGCUGAUCGAGGAAUAAUACGGGCGCUUUCGUGUGGGAUCCAUGGUGAGACCCUCAUGCUUUGUGCUCCUCUCUAAAGCGGGUUAGAACUUUAGAAUGUACUUUCUUGGUUUAUUUAGCAGGUGUUGCCUGCGGUGUUGGAUGAUGGGAUACUCAAGAAGUCAUGGGCGUUCAUUGGUGAGUGAUGAUAGCGGUUUUGGAUAUGGUGCCUUAAACUUGUAGACGGUACUAGUAGCUAGUGCAGGGUCACUGCCAUAAUAUCCAUGCCUUGCAGUAUGAGAAAACACUGCGUCGUGUUGAUGAUGCCAGC
Molecule: messenger RNA, 1526 nt
Organism: Chaetomium strumarium
Lineage: Eukaryota; Fungi; Ascomycota; Sordariomycetes; Sordariales; Chaetomiaceae
Exons: 3
Coding region: 86-1234 (382 amino acids)
Biological process (GO): protein N-linked glycosylation
Cellular component (GO): Golgi membrane
Molecular function (GO): glycosyltransferase activity
Source: RefSeq, a predicted model, not a curated record